Messenger RNA from Aphanomyces astaci, 2149 nucleotides. RefSeq lists its product as hypothetical. The record is from RefSeq and is a predicted model, not a curated record. The transcript is spliced from 5 exons. The coding region runs from base 9 to 2006 and encodes 665 amino acids. NCBI's taxonomy places the organism in Eukaryota, Oomycota, Saprolegniomycetes, Saprolegniales, Verrucalvaceae. Gene Ontology annotation, biological process: selenocysteine incorporation. Gene Ontology annotation, molecular function: translation elongation factor activity; GTP binding; GTPase activity.
CUGUGCCAAUGGAAGGGCCAAUGAAUGUCAAUGUGGGCAUUCUGGGCCAUGUCGACAGCGGGAAGACCAGUCUCGUCCGGUCAUUGAGCACGCAUCUGUCGACGGCAGCCUUGGACAAGAACCCCCAGAGCAAGGCGCGAGGCAUCACGUUGGACCUCGGCUUCUCGUCCUUCCUUCUCCCCCUUCAUGACGAUGUUGCAUCCUCCGAUGCCGCGCAAAUCACAUUGGUCGACUGCCCCGGCCACGCAUCGUUGAUCAAAACUGUCAUCGGCGGGGCCCAUAUCAUCGACAUGGCGCUACUCGUCAUCGAUGUCGUCAAAGGAAUUCAAAUGCAAACCAUCGAGUCCAUGGUGCUCGCGGAGCUCUCGACGCCACACGUGCUCGUCGUGCUCAACAAGGUCGAUCUCUUGCCCGACGCGACGCGGCCGGCCCAGAUCGCCGCCAUGACCAAGACCAUCCGCGACUUUCUUUCGACGUCGCCGACGCUGCAUGCGGCCCCGAUCGUACCCGUGUCCUCUGGCGACGCCGAUGGCACCCGACCCCCGCUUGGCAUGCCGGCGCUCUUGGCAGCGAUGCGAAGCAACCUCCACGUGCCUGCCCGGUCGGCGGACGGACCACUCGUGUACGCCGUGGACCAUUGCUUUCCUCUACGUGGCAAAGGCACUGUGCUCACUGGCACUGUGUUGAGCGGGCAAUUGAGAGUCAACGAUACAAUUGCAUUGCCGAUGCUUGGAGUGGAGAAGAAGGUCAAGUCGCUGCAGAUGUUUCAUGCGUCAGUGGACAAAGCCAUCCAAGGCGAUCGCGUGGCGAUCCGUGUCCACGGGCUAGACGCUUCGGCAAUGGAACGGGGGCUAGCGAUUACCCCCCACAGCUUAUCGUUUUCGUCGAAUCUUGUGCUCCGAGUGCACCAGAUCCGAUUCUUUUCCCUGCCGUGUGCCAGCGGCACCAAGGUGCACGUCACGGUCGGGCACACCACCGUGAUGGCCAAAGCCACCUACUUUUACCACAAGGCCCAUGUCGCUAGUACUAUUAGUACUAGUACUAGUACUACUGCCAGUACUAGCCCUCCUCCUCCAACGUUCGACCCGUCGGUCGAGUACUCGUACUUGGCCGUGCUGGACCCACUCACCUCUUCCGACCAAGCCGAGAUUUCGACGCCACGUGUCGUGUUUGUGCUGCUCCAACUGGAUCGCGAAGUGCUCUGUCCUCCGCGUAGUCACGUCGUGUGCUCUCGGUUGGACACGGACGUCAACAAGCACGUGUGCCGCAUCGCAUUUCACGGGCGAGUGGACGCCGUGAUUGAAAACGUGGCGACGUCUAUCCGCAUCGGCAAGGUCAAGGAGCGGCGGGGGGUGGUCGACAAGACACUGGACGACCCGACCGUGGUAAUUGUCAAGGACCUCUUUCGGAAAGAGACCAACUGGGAUGUGUUCCGGGGCCUCCGCGUGCAAAACGUCCGCACGAAACGCGUGGGGCAGCUGGAUGGACCGUUCGGCAAAGCCGGCAAAGUCCGCGCGGUGUUUCCAAACGAUGACGUGGCAGUCCCAGGGGACGUCGUGGUGCUUCGGUUCACCAAGAUCUUGUUUCAAGACAAACACGAUCGCUCCCUGGGGCAAUCCCCGACGAUUUACAACGAUCAAGGGGGAUCUGCGACGACGUUCAAGGAGGCCAAGGGGCUGACUGGAGGGAACAAAUCAGAGGGGGGUAGCACUAGUGCGGCGCUGUUGGCGUCGGUCGAGUGCGAAAAGAAGUGCCGGACGGGCCUCGUGGAGCGGCUCAAGGGGGAGACCGCCGCGAACGGAUCCAACCCGUCGGUGAUUGCCGCUGGUCUGUUUGCGACGGCGGAGGAAGCGGCCGAAUUUAUUGGCGCCCAAGUCGCGACGGAUGCUGCCGAGGUGGGGUAUGUUGAAGCCCUCUUUGGCAAGGCGGGUAAGAUCCGCGUGGUAUUUCCGGACGGCGGGACAUUGGCCAAGGUUGGACAGACGUUGCGGUUGUUUGAAAAGUGAAGAAAUCAAACAGGAAAUAGUGUGGUUGGUUGUCUGAGGGUAGUUGCCGUCAUGUAAACUCCAUCUUCGUCCUGCCAAUAUAGGUGACGCCGAUCAGUGUAUGACGUGCGUGGUCUUGUAUUGGAGUGAGCAUAAGGAAGGGG